AUGGAUCACGAUAUAUAUUAUGAUGAUGAUAGCUUAAACGAUACUAUUUGCAAAAGACGUCGUGCCCUUCCUGAAGACGAAGAAGAUGAUAAUUUUUUUGAGUUUUUGGAUGAGAGCGACGACGAAAAUCCCGAAGACAUGGAUUACUAUGGUCAAAUCAACUUGGUAAAACUAAAGAGUUUACGAGAACGGUUGAAUUGGGAGAACGAAGAAGAGAGAUAUCCAUUUUACCUACGCCUUUCAAACCUGUUGCGAGAUUGGAAAGGCGACCUUCCGAAUCUCAAAGACAUUUUUCGAAAGGAAGAAAUCGAAUGGUUUCUUAUGGAGACAUUAAUCGACAGAAAGAAAACCGUUCAAAAUAAGCGAGGACAAUUUUUCAUCUGCUUUGUGGACUCCACCGGUUACAAGGACGAGCCCGACCUAGAUAAAGACGGCAAGCCAAUACUGCAUCGCUCCACAUCAGUGCACUUGGCAGCCAAGCAGAAUUCGUUAGGUUAUACUGUUCUUCUAUCAAAAAUAUACGAAAAUUCUGACGUGAAUUACAUCGACGAAUCUGGAUUCACGUAUUUUCACGCGCUCUGUAAGAUUAACCGUUGCGAGAAAGUCGAGAAAUUCCUCGAGCUCGGACAGGAUCCCAAUUGCCUUGUGACAGAAACAGGCGACUCGCCACUACACUUGGCUCUGUAUCCGGGUUUGUGGGCCAAGGAGAUGAUGGGACUACUGCUGAAGAGAGGCGCCAAUCUGAAUUUAGCCAAUAAGGAGGGAUUGACACCUUUGCACAUGAUUUGCAAGAGUUGGAAUUUUCGCACGUAG
Trichogramma pretiosum is the source of this 813-nucleotide messenger RNA. RefSeq names its product putative ankyrin repeat protein RF_0381. Bases 1 to 813 code for a protein of 270 amino acids. The record is from RefSeq and is a predicted model, not a curated record. NCBI's taxonomy places the organism in Eukaryota, Metazoa, Arthropoda, Insecta, Hymenoptera, Trichogrammatidae. Gene Ontology annotation, molecular function: protein binding. The transcript has a single exon.